Molecule: messenger RNA, 888 nt
Organism: Orbilia oligospora ATCC 24927
Lineage: Eukaryota; Fungi; Ascomycota; Orbiliomycetes; Orbiliales; Orbiliaceae
Exons: 1
Coding region: 1-888 (295 amino acids)
Source: RefSeq, a predicted model, not a curated record
AUGAAUCUCAUACUCAUUGCGGCGCUCGGUUUGAGCACUCUUUCCCAAACCGUGGUCGCUAGGUCCAUUGUCGCCCCAAUAAUCGAGCCUGAACCUGAGCCUGUGCCUAUAAAAGCGGUUAGGCCCUAUCGCUACGAUACCGUAAUUAAAACAAGUCUUGCAAUCGAAAAAAAUCCUGGCAAGGUACUCAGCGUGGAGAUUAACUAUACGCCAGAUUAUAGCUUGAAGGGCAGAGCGAAUCUUACAUUUGCUGAACAUAACCCUGCGAGACCCGCUUUUGUUCCUUUCAAGAUGAUGUUCCUGUGUCCCGACUGCCCAAUCGCGUUUGGCACGCCAACUUUGAGCCCGGAGUCAGAUAUCAGAAACAGGGCUUUCACCCCAUUCACGCUUCAUGAGGCCUCCUACCCACGCAAGCUGUCGAAACAACGAAGUCUUAUCUUCCGAGUCGAGUUCAUUCCCCCACAAAAGCCGCGAGUUUCGGCCGAUUAUGCAAUCACCUUUUAUCGGCAAGGCAAGCCAGCAUUCAAGUACAUAUAUGAGAAGCACAUGCCACCUGGCCAUCCUAUCAACUACAUCAUUUUACAAAAUGAGCGUGGUGGCACAGAUUGGGUCGAUUUGAAGACUGGGGUUGUUAAACUACCCCCAAAGGAGGUACCAACGAAGGAAAGAAAGGAUGAUAGUGAGGGCGACGACAUAGAUAGACCCCCCAAACCCGCUCCGCCAGUAGAGGAAAAGGGUGGUGACGAAGGUGACGACGAACGCGGGCCUAAAGAUGCGCCAACAAAAGAGAAUCAGGUCGACAAGAAGGGUGAUGACGAGAAAACUGGCAGUGAUGAGACUAAAGAGAAGAGCAAAGGUGAGGUGGACGAUACAAACAGCGAAUACUGA